This is a messenger RNA of Sabethes cyaneus, 1818 nucleotides long. RefSeq lists its product as uncharacterized. Gene Ontology annotation, molecular function: protein binding. Lineage: Eukaryota; Metazoa; Arthropoda; Insecta; Diptera; Culicidae. The coding region runs from base 87 to 1508 and encodes 473 amino acids. Gene Ontology annotation, cellular component: nucleus. The transcript has 4 exons. The record is from RefSeq and is a predicted model, not a curated record.
GUUUAUCCGUAUUCUGCUCUCCUGUUUCAUAAUUUUAUUUAAUCACUUAUAAAUUAAGUGAAAUAAAAAAAACAUUCUGCAUCGCAAUGCCAACCGCGAGUGCCGCAACAUGGGUAAAGUUCUUCACCAACGCUGGGAUACCAUCACAAGCCGCAGCCGGAUAUGCGCACGUCUUUGUGGAAAAUCGUAUCCAGUUGGAUAUGCUGUCCGAUUUAAAUAAAGAAUAUCUGCGCGAAAUGGGAAUCACGACAAUGGGAGAUAUAAUUGCGAUACUGCGACAUUCAAAAGCAGUAAACGAACAAAGUGCCCGCGAACGUGUACUAGCUUCGCCAGGCGAUAUCGACCACGGGAGCACUUCAGUACCGGUUGCAGCGAUUUCAGCUACACAAAAUUCCGUACCGAAGUCCGUUAUUUCCAGACCGAAUUCUACAGUCUCGCUUCCCAAUAAGCCACGAAAAGUAUUUCCUGAGCACAAGAUCACACUGCCGCUGGCUGGAUCUAGCAGCGGAUACAAUCGAACUGCCAGUGACGUUUUAGAGAAAAGAGCCGCUUCAGUAUCAACGAUUAACGAAGCUGGACAUGAAGCAAAAGUUUUUAAACGUUUUUCACAUAACUCUGAUGGCGAUCAGGAUGACGAGGAUGAGGACGAUGACCAACCACCCGCAAAGAUUUCUUCUAAAGUAACACUGAAGAAAGCGGAAGCUCCGUCUGCAUCUAUAUUUUCUCGUCUUGGUGAAAAAAGCAAACGAAGCAUCAUUGACGGACCAGCUGGAAUACUGAAAAAGUCCCCAAUUAAGCCGAUAUUUUCAGAGAGAAGAAUCACAUCGGGCACGCAAAAGGUAAUGUUGGUUAAAAAAAUUCCAGCAAAAGCUGUGUCUGUUUCAGAUGAAGAAGGUGAAAGGGGGUCCUCUCGAGGUCAUCAGUACUCUAAUCUCAACGCAAUGGAAACGAACGAACCACAAAAGACGGUUUCGUUUUCGGAAGAAGAUGAAAUUUUGGAAAUUGCUCCUCGCCCACCAAAUCGUCCCUUCGCUGUCACUGGACCGCGAUUACGCUUCAAUGAGCGUGAAAUAUCAAUCAAAGCUCGCCUUGGUAAUUCACCUAAUCGUAAACCGCCAAUAGCAUCGCUACGAGGACCGAGGAGAACAAUUGCAAUGAAACCAGCAAGAACUCCAGCAGGAAAUAUAACAAGCUUGUCACCGUCUUCUUUAGUACGAUCCAAAAUGAAGUCGGAUGCAAUGCUGCUCCGUAAGGAAACUCCCAUUCGGAAUCGACUGACUUUGGUGGGAAGAAAUUAUACAGCACAGAGAAAUAAUCAACCCACACGCAACGAAAAAUUGAUUGAUCCUCAGCGGAUUACCAAAACUUUCGAUCUGGAUUCAAAAAUGUCAAAUUUAUAUGUCAAAAGACCUCGUCCAGGUCAUCACUCGGGCAGAAACUCAACCCAGCAUAAUAAAGGCUCACCCGUAGGCAGUGUCUUCGAUCGUCUUGGUUACAAUCAACAAUAAGCUACCAAUUUUCCGCUAGAGGAUCUCGAGUUGCUAUUCAGUCAAAAAAAAUAUACAACUAGAAAUACUAACAAAAAUUUAUGAUUCUUUACUGAACGAACCUAUUCAGUACUAUCAGUUGAUGGAAACAAUGUUUUCCAGUAAGAAAACAGCAGCAAUUAUUUUCACUGGGUAAAAAAUAAAUUGAAUUUAUUUUGGUAGUAUUUGCCAACAAACAAAUGUUUAGUAGUAAAAAUUGUGUUAUGCCUAAUUACACUGAUCUUUGCUAACUUUCUAAGUUCGACUUUAUUAUUAUUAAAUGAUUCCGAAU